Molecule: messenger RNA, 2055 nt
Organism: Trichoderma reesei QM6a
Lineage: Eukaryota; Fungi; Ascomycota; Sordariomycetes; Hypocreales; Hypocreaceae
Product: RNA polymerase I specific transcription factor
Exons: 1
Coding region: 1-2055 (684 amino acids)
Biological process (GO): transcription initiation at RNA polymerase I promoter
Cellular component (GO): nucleus
Molecular function (GO): RNA polymerase I general transcription initiation factor activity; RNA polymerase I core binding
Source: RefSeq, a predicted model, not a curated record
AUGUUGACGUCUACUCCCAGAAGCCUUCCAGGGACUCUGCCUCGAGGCACCACUCCUGUCAAAUCCAUACUCAAGUCGGCUUCUGCUCUCGGCCGCAGGAAAGACCAGCAUCACCCGGUCAGCGAGGGCGCUGAAGCCCAGGAGACGCCCUCCAAACGGCGCAAGGUGCUGUUCGACGAGAUCAAGAAUGUGACGUACGAGGUCGGCCGACGAACGAUGGACGAGAUCAAGCUCGAAGUGCGGAUGGCGCUCGAGGCCCACCUGCGGGGCGACGACGGCCAGUACGACGGAUUGAAGGAGAUGUUCGCCAACGACAAGAAGCGAUACCUGCCGCCGGUGGUGGGAGAGGAGGACGACACGCUCAAGCCGCACGAGCUGCAGGUCUACCUCAUGGCCCUGACGGGCUGCAUCCCCAUCCUCAAGAGCAAGGACUGCAACGGCCUGGUCAAGGCCAUUCUCAACUGCUCCUGGCUGGGACGCGACGCCGCCUUUGUCAAGGUCUUUACCCACUUUCUCGCCGCCCUCGUCAGCGCUCAGGGCUCUUACCUUAACCACGUCCUGGCGAUGAUUGUGGAUAAGUUCCACGACUCCCGCCCGUCCGCGUGGCUUGUGCCCGACUUCCCCGAGAUCAGCCGCGACACGAUGCGAGACAGGCUGCAUUCGGCUCUACAAUACCUCCUCAAGAUGUUUCCCUCCGCGACUUCUGUCCUGGAGAACCUGCUUAGAAACAAGUUUCCAUUCUUAGACGACUCGAUGAGGGUCCACAUGGCCUAUAUCCACAACCUCCUGCGAGUCAAGGACUACGUGCCCGACCUGCAGGAAGACAUUUUCGACAUGAUCUUGGAUCGUGUCGUCAAGAUUGACUCUCAGAUGCAGCUAGACCUGGAAGACACGGACGACGAUAUCACUGCCGCCGUCAUGUACGCGCUUCGCACAGAGAACCCUCAACAAGAAGCCGCAGGGUGGGAAGACGAGGCCGACGAUGACAGUGAUACCGACUCCGUGGACAGCGACGAUGCUGAUUACGAUCAGGACGCGGUUCGGAUUAAGACUCUGAAGGAAAGCGUGGAGAAGAUGGACUCGAUGCUCGAUACCCUUUUCGAAGUUUACACACCACAUUUCGCGAACCCCGGCUCGGAUAAGGCGUUUGACAUGUUUGUCACGAUCCUCCGCGAGUUUGACCAAAUGGUUCUGCCGACAUAUAAAUCACGACAUACGCAAUUUCUCAUCUUCCAUUUCGCCCAGCAGCACGAGCGGCUCACCGACGCGUUCUGCGGCCAGCUGAUUGCCAGCGCCUUCCAGAGCAACACGCCGAAUAUCCUGAAGCAGGCCGCGGCCGCCUAUCUCGCGAGCUUUGUCGCUCGAGGCGCACACGUGCCGCGCAGCCUCGUCCGCACCAUCUUUAUGCUUCUCAUCCACCACCUGGACCAGUACCGGAGGAAGUACGAGCCCAUCUGCCGCGGCCCGGAUCUUAAGCGCUUCCACCCCUACUACAGCCUUGUGCAGGCUACGCUCUACAUCUUUUGCUUCCGUUGGCAAGACCUGGUGGUUUCCGCUCCCGAGUUUGUCGACCCCGAAGACCCAGCAUCGUAUAUCGGCCAGGAUCUCGAGUGGAUCGGCACCUCGCGGAAGGAUCUUUCUACGCACAUCUUUGGCAAGCUCAAUCCCCUCAAGGUCUGCGCACCGGUCAUUGUCGAGGAAUUCGCCAAGCUGGCGCACCGCCUUAACUUUAUGUACGCCUAUCCGCUGAUUGAGGGCAACAAACGGAUCCGAUUGACGCAGUACUUGUCGUCGACAUACUCUACUGGAGGCGCGCUGCGGGACUCUGGCUUCGAUACGCAGGAGGAGAGCUUUCAUCAGCUCGAUCCGUAUUUCCCAUUCGACCCAUACCAGCUGCCAGUGAGCAAGCGCUGGCUGGUGAAUGACUACGUGCAUUGGAAGGCAAUCCCAGGCUUGAAUGCGGAGGAUGACGACAGCGAGUCAGAGGAGGACGAGGAUGAUGAAGAGCUUGAAGAAGGCACCGCAACCGAUAGCGACGGCGGCGAAUCUGAGUAA